Messenger RNA from Williopsis jadinii, 1800 nucleotides. RefSeq names its product diphthine--ammonia ligase (gene DPH6). Gene Ontology annotation, molecular function: diphthine-ammonia ligase activity. Gene Ontology annotation, biological process: protein histidyl modification to diphthamide. The record is from RefSeq and is a predicted model, not a curated record. Lineage: Eukaryota; Fungi; Ascomycota; Saccharomycetes; Phaffomycetales; Wickerhamomycetaceae. Bases 1 to 1800 code for a protein of 599 amino acids. The transcript is spliced from 4 exons.
AUGGCUUUUAUAUUGCUAAAGACAAGAGGGAAGGACUCGUGUUUCAAUAUCCUACACUGUUUAGCUAAUGGUCACGAGAUAGUGGCUCUGGCAAACCUCAGACCUGCUGACCAUGAUAUUCAGGAGCUGGAUAGCUUCAUGUUCCAAACAGUCGGUCAUGAUGCGAUUGAUCUAUAUGGGGAAUGUACAGGGCUUCCCCUAUACCGAGGAGAUAUCCAUGGAACCAGCAAGAACCAGAAACUGGACUAUGAGAAAACAGAGGACGAUGAGAUUGAGGAUUUAUACAGAUUGCUGUCGAGGAUUAAACAAGACCUGGAGAUCGAGGCAGUGUCUGUUGGUGCUAUCUUGAGCUCCUACCAGAGAACGAGAGUGGAGAACGUCUGUGCGAGAUUGGGAUUGACCUCGCUGGCAUACCUCUGGCAAAGAGAUCAACAGGAUUUGAUGUCCGAAAUGGUGGAAUCUAGUAUGGAUGCGAUAUUGAUCAAGGUUGCAGCCGUUGGGCUCAAUGAAACCCAUUUGGGAAAGAGCUUGAAAGAGAUGUUUGCGACUUUGCUGAGAUUGAACCAAAGAUUCGAUGUCCACAUCUGUGGAGAAGGUGGCGAGUUUGAGACUCUUGUCCUUGAUGCACCGUUCUUCAUAAAGAAACUUGAGAUUGUUUCAAGUGAGAUAUCAAAGGAAGACGGUGGUGUGGCAUAUUUCCAUCCGAAGGUCAAAUGCGUGGAGAAGAAACCGGAAGACGGUGCCGAGUUCUACAACAUCAAGGAGAAGGAGCUGGACUGGUCAAGAUUCAUCCCUGGUGAGCGCAAAGAACCACAGUUGGUGAUUAAGAAAUCAGGCAACAAGCUCUAUGUGUCGAAUAUCUCAUCCGAUGCGAAGUCUGUUGAGGAACAAGUUCGUGAGGUCUUUGAUAAACUGGAAUCAGUUUUAACUACAAAUGGAGUUACCACAACGAAUAUUCAACACUCAACAUUGCUGGUUGCAGAUAUGGCACAAUUUGCUACCAUCAAUUCCUUAUACGUUAAGAGUUUCACAGAGCCUUUACCACCUUCUAGAGUUUGCAUUCAGACAAGGUUGCCAAAGGGCAAGCACCUCCAAUUGUCGGUUGUGGUUAUGGUUCCAGUUAACAAGAAGACAGGAUUACAUGUCCAGGGCAGAAGUUAUUGGGCACCAGCAAACAUUGGACCUUAUUCCCAGACCGUAAUCGAUGAGAACAUGAUUGCAACGCUCAGUGGACAAAUCCCAUUGAUCCCCUCAUCGAUGGAAUUAUCUACCUAUGCUUCAAGUUUCAACAGUGUAUUAUCGUUACAACACUUGGAUAACGUCAAGUCUGUUGUUGGCUGUACUAACCAGCUGAGUGUUGUGGCAUUCAUCAAAGAUAAGUGCUUGGUUCCUGUUGUGAGUCAGACAUGGAGAGAGUACAGUCUGUUGGACAGUGAAGCGAACCCACCCGAUGUUUUGCUUAUUGUUCAAGUUGAAGAGCUACCAAGGGGAGCAGACGUUGAAUGGGGAGGGUUAUCGUACAAGAAAAUCACCAGCAUCUUAUCCAUGCAAGGCCCGUCGUAUUCCAACGGUUCUAGCGAUGUCGUCUCAACAUUGGCAUUGGCACUAGACGAGUUCCUCAACCUCACACUCAGCAAAGACGCACAUCAUACGAUCUACACGACACCCGACAAGACACAGUACCAUGCUACAGACUCCUUCAUGGACCUCAUCCCAGUCUCUUCCGUGUGGAACUACAAAGGUGAACAGGUCGAAUUUGGUGUUGUAGUUAGAACAACACCUUCACCUUCCUCAGUAUAA